AUGAAGACCACCGGCAUCCUCUCGUCGGCGCUCCUGCUGCUCGCCUCCGCCGGCGACGUCGCGGCGCAGUGCCAGCUCCCGACCACGUACAAGUGGACGUCGUCGCAGCCCCUGGCGCAGCCCAAGAACGGCUGGGUGGCGCUCAAGGACUUCACGUCGGCGCCGUACAACGGCAAGCACGUCGUGUACGCGACGACGCACGACGCGGGCACGUCAUACGGCUCCAUGGCCUUCGGCGCCGUCUCCGACUUCUCGCAGCUCGGGGCCGCCAGCCAGACCAAGACGCCCUUUGCCGCCGUGGCGCCCACGCUCUUCUUCUUCCGGCCCAAGAACGUCUGGGUGCUCGCGUACCAGUGGGGCCCUACUGCCUUCUCGUACCGCACGUCGACGGACCCGACCAACAUCAACGGCUGGGGCGCCGCCCAGCCCCUCUUCAGCGGCUCCAUCUCGGGCUCCAGCACCGGUCCCAUCGACCAGACCGUCAUCGGUGACAGCCUCAAGAUGCACCUCUUCUUCGCCGGCGACAACGGCAAGAUCUACCGCUCCGAGAUGCCCAUCGGCAACUUCCCCGGCAGCUUCGGCUCCUCGUCCCAGGUCGUCAUGAGCGACACCACCAACAACCUGUUUGAGGCCGUCCAGGUCUACACCCUCAAGGGCCAGCAGAAGUACCUCAUGAUCGUCGAGGCCCAGGGCUCCGGCGGCCGCUUCUUCCGCUCCUUCACGGCCACCAGCCUCAACGGCACCUGGACCCCCAACGCCGCCACCGAGGCCAACCCCUUCGCCGGCAAGAAGAACAGCGGCGCCACCUGGACCAACGACAUCAGCCACGGCGACCUCGUCCGCUCCGACCCCGAUCAGACCAUGACCGUCGACCCCUGCAACCUGCAGCUGUUGUUCCAGGGUCGCAACCCCAGCGCCGGCGGCAGCUACGACCUGCUGCCCUACCGCCCCGGUCUCCUCACCCUCUCCAAGUAG
Messenger RNA from Colletotrichum graminicola M1.001, 975 nucleotides. RefSeq names its product glycosyl hydrolase family 62. Gene Ontology annotation, molecular function: alpha-L-arabinofuranosidase activity. Gene Ontology annotation, biological process: L-arabinose metabolic process. Lineage: Eukaryota; Fungi; Ascomycota; Sordariomycetes; Glomerellales; Glomerellaceae. The record is from RefSeq and is a predicted model, not a curated record. Bases 1 to 975 code for a protein of 324 amino acids. The transcript has a single exon.